This is a messenger RNA of Amborella trichopoda, 2175 nucleotides long. Its product is annotated as aluminum-activated malate transporter 9. Gene Ontology annotation, biological process: malate transport. Lineage: Eukaryota; Viridiplantae; Streptophyta; Magnoliopsida; Amborellales; Amborellaceae. The record is from RefSeq and is a predicted model, not a curated record.
UGAUUGAUUUGACCUUCAAUAAAAAAAGCCUCGUGGCUGUUGAAUGGCAGAGCAGAUAUUCAUUCCUAAGGCCAAAACCAUGGACAAUUGAACAUAAAAGAAGAAGAGAGAGAGAAGAAGAAGAAUUGGGGUGGAUUUUUCAUGGAGAACAGCAAACAUGGCCUUCUCUCUGUAAAACAUGAGGAGCUCUGGUCCGAUUCGGAUAGUUUUGAAGCCAAAAACUGUGAGUUUUUCAGGCGAGUUGGUCGCGGUUUUAGAGAGAGAAUUGAUGGGGUAUGUGAUAACGCUUCUUAUGCUUGGGAAUUUGCAAAGGCAGAUCCAAGAAGAGUGAUUUUUGGAGCUAAGAUGGGUUUGGCUUUGGCCACUGUUUGUUUGAUUGGUUUCUUUGAUGUGCCAUUAAUGGAUCUCUCGAGCUUUGUGACUUGGGGUAUCUUCGCAGUCGUUGCUGUUUUCGAGUUCAGCAUAGGAGCAACAUUGAGCAGAGGUUUCACCUUGUGCUUAGGAACUGUAUUAGCUGGAAUUCUGGCUCUCGGCCUUUCGGAGCUUGCAGCACUCAUGGGAGAUUGGGAAGAAGUACUAGUUGCUUUCAUUUUCCUCAUAGGCUCAUCAGUCACCUUCAUGAAGAUAUCUCCAAAGUUUAAAUCCUAUGAUCUGGGCUUUAGACUGUUCUUGCUCACGUUUAUCUCGGUAAUGGUCUCUGCUUAUCGAAAGAGGACAUUUUUAGAAACAGCAGCUCAAAGAUAUACAGUGAUAGUAUUUGGGCUCUCUGCUUGCUUUAUUGUUAACCUCUUCAUCUAUCCAAUUUGGGCUGGAGAGGACCUUCACAAGCUCGUAGUCAAGAGCUUUAAUGGAGUCGCUACCUCUUUAGAAGGCUGCGUUGAUGGGUACCUUCAAGGACUGGAAAGAGAGAGGAUCGGUUCGAAAUAUCUUGAUGAUCCUGUUUAUAGUGGGUUCAGAUCAGCUGUGGAAUCGACGAGCAGAGAGGAUACUCUGAUUGGAUUUGCUCUGUGGGAGCCACCCCAUGGCCCUUACAAGAUGAUGAAAUAUCCAUGGAAGAGCUAUGCUAGAGUAAGCGGAGCUUUAAAGCACUGUGCUUUCACUUUAAUGGCGUUACACGGCUGCUCAGUUGCAGAGAUUCAGGCACCAUUAGAGAGGAGACGUGCAUUCAGCCAAGAGAUGAAGAGGGUUAGCACAGAGGGUGCUAAAGUUCUUCGUGAGCUUGGAAACAAGAUUAAGUCCAUGGAGAAACUGGGCCAUGAGGAUAUCCUCCUAGAAGUGCACCAAGCAGCUGAUGAUCUCCAAAAGAAAAUCGACAAGCAAUCGUAUCUCCUCGUCAACUCUGAGAGAUGGGAGAUAGGGACACGCCAAGAAAACUAUGAAAUUGGAAUGGACACUGAAUACAUGGAGAAUAUUAUUGGAGUGAAGUCUAAAAGUGAGGCAGUGCUUGGCUUAGGAGAACUGGUGUUGUCCAAGAGUUGGGACCUGAGAUAUUCUGCAGGUGCUGUUAACCAUGGGUCUCAUGUGGGAACCAAGGGCAAAGUUCUCCAUAAGAAGGUAUCUUGGCCUUCAAGACAUGCAUCGUGUUUCGAUGUAUUCGAUGUAACCAGCAAUCUGCAAGAAGAGAGAAUUUAUGAGAGUGCUAGUGGCUUGUCUUUGGCUACUUUUGCUUCUCUGUUGAUAGAAUUUGUGGCCAGGCUUCAAAACUUGGUGGAUUCAUUUGUGGAGUUGAGUGAGAUGGCGAUGUUCAAGGAGCCUUAUGAAAUCAUCUGAAAUUAAACAUGGGUUAUGGGACAGGUUGGAUCGGUGUUUCAGAGCAAAGAGUCGAAGCAUAUUUCAGAUUUGAUCAUUGGAUUUAAGUUUUUGGAUUAUGGGGAUUGAAUUUUUUUUGAGAGGGAUGAACUUCAUCCGUUUUACUUGUGAAAUUGAGGCUCGAGAGAUGGGAAUAUCUCAGACAGUGAAAGAUUUCAUAUUCUAAGGAAAAUGUGUUGAAAUUCGAAUUGAAGGCGCUUGCAAUCUUCAGCAACAUUGCAUCAUAAUUGGGGCUCUAUUCAUGAGGAUGAAUAUAAUGUAAAAUCUAAUUUAAUGUGACUACUUAGUAUUCAAUAAGGUGGACAUUAAAUUAAUUCUUGAAAAUUUAUUGGGAAGGUGAAAUAGACUUAGGCUUGAUUUGUGCUU